Metarhizium album ARSEF 1941 is the source of this 1809-nucleotide messenger RNA. Its product is annotated as sulfite reductase flavoprotein alpha-component. Lineage: Eukaryota; Fungi; Ascomycota; Sordariomycetes; Hypocreales; Clavicipitaceae. The transcript is spliced from 4 exons. Gene Ontology annotation, molecular function: FMN binding; NADPH-hemoprotein reductase activity; flavin adenine dinucleotide binding. The record is from RefSeq and is a predicted model, not a curated record. Gene Ontology annotation, cellular component: cytosol. Bases 1 to 1809 code for a protein of 602 amino acids.
AUGACCAGCCCAGGCAGGACGGCCCUGGUCCUGUACGGCUCCGAGACUGGUAAUGCCCAGGAUAUGGCCGGAGAGCUCGACAAGCUGUGCCAGAGAUUGCAUUUUACCAGCCGCGUCGAGGAACUGGACAAUGUGAACUUGAAUGAACUCCUCCAACAGGAGUUCGUCUUGUUCGUUAUCUCGACAACCGGACAGGGGGACAUGCCGCACAACUCUCUCCUUUUCUGGAAGAAAUUGCUCCGUAAGAAACUGCCGCCUGGCUGCUUGAGCCAAAUGAAAUACUCAUGCGUCGGUCUCGGCGACAGCACAUAUCUCAAAUUCAACUGGGCAGCCAGGAAGCUCAUCCGGCGUCUAGAUCAACUAGGCGCAUCUGCAUUCUUUGAACCGUGCGAAGCCGAUGAGCAGUUUCCAGAAGGUAUCGACGGAAGCUUUCUGCGCUGGGCAGAUGACCUCUGGAAACAUCUAUUAAAGCACUAUCCUGAUCCACAGGGACGAGAUGCCGUGCCCGAGGACGAGAUGCUCCCUCCCAAGUGGUCAUUGGCACCCGCCAUCAACCAAUACGCCAGGGUCACCAGAAAGCCUCAUAUCAAUGGUGGCACCACGAAGCUGCCCUCGACGCCGCCACUAAACCAACUGCCUUUCCCCAACGGUCUACAGGCCACUCUUGUCGAAAAAAAACGGCUCACGCCCGACACGCACUGGCAAGAUGUCUGCCUCGUAUCCCUUGACAUGCCCAGCUCCCUGCAAGUGAACCCAGGCGACUGUCUGACUAUUUACCCCAAGAACUUCCCCAAAGACGUCCAAAAGGUCAUCAAUUUGAUGGAAUGGGGCGCCAUCGCCGACGAGCCUCUCGAUUUAUCCCUCUGCACUCUCCCACCAACAUUAUACACUCCGUCUUCAUGCACCCUCCGCGACAUUCUCCUGCACAACAUCGACAUCAACGCUGUGCCCAGGCGCUCGUUCCUCAAAAACCUGUCCUACUUCUCAGACAACGAGGACCACAGAGCGCGUCUGCUCGAAUUCACAAUGACCGAAUUUCUAGACGAUUACUUUGACUACGCCACCCGCCCCCGAAGGACAAUCAUCGAAGUUCUCGAAGAGUUCUACUCGGUCCGCGUUCCCGCGUCGCACCUCCUCGACGUGUUCCCGCUCAUCCGCGGUCGCGACUUUAGCAUUGCCAACGGCGGCAAGCAUCUCACCCCGGCAUCCCCCUCUCCAGUCACGAGAAUAGAGCUCCUCGUCGCGCUCGUCAAGUACCGCACCAUCCUGCGCAAGCCCCGAGAGGGCCUCUGCUCCCGCUACAUAACCCACGUCCCGCUCAGCACCCACCUAACCGUCACCCUCAAACCCGUCUUGUCCCCCAUCCACGGCGCCCUCAACGCCCAGCGGCCGCUCAUUGCCAUGGCAACGGGCACGGGCGUCGCCCCCGUCCGCUCACUCAUCCACGAACGAAUAACGCACCAGUCCUCCGCCUCGACGAUAUUGUUCUUCGGCAGCCGUAACAAAGAUGCGGAUUACUUCUUUGCUGACGAAUGGAGCGCCCUCCCUCGAGACAAACUCACCGUGUUCACGGCGUUUUCAAGAGACCAGCGGGAAAAGGUAUACGUGCAGGAUUUGGUACGCAAGGAAGCCAAAUUGUUGGAAAAGUUGAUUUUGCAGAGGGCCAUCUUUGUCGUUUGCGGAGGCUCGACCAAGAUGGCGGAUGCGUGUAAACAUGCUGUUUUCGACCCGUUUGUCGAGGGCGGCGAUGACAAGGAGAGGAGGCGUAUUUUGAACGACGGCAUUACUUGGUGGCAGGAAAUUUGGUGA